Ectocarpus sp. CCAP 1310/34 is the source of this 600-nucleotide messenger RNA. NCBI's taxonomy places the organism in Eukaryota, Phaeophyceae, Ectocarpales, Ectocarpaceae. The record is from the annotation of a GenBank genome assembly.
AUGCUGUUUGCGGAUGAUUUUGUCGGUAUGUCGGACACCCCUGAGGGACUGCAACUGCAAAUUGACGCGGCGAAGAAGUUUACUGAUAAGUGGAGAUUGUCUGCCAACGUUCAGAAGAGUGCCGUCAUGGUAUGCAACGAGAACAAGGAGGAACCAGUAGAACAUAGAUGGAAGUGGGGGAUCGAGGAGAUUGCAGUAGUGGACCAGUACACAUACCUUGGAGUAGAGAUCGCAAAAGACUGCUCGUGGAAUGCACACAUGUCCAAGAGUACGCCGGAAGUAUGGGAAGGCAAUAAGAAGGUAGUGAAAGAACUCGAGGCGGCGCAGAUGAAAGCAGCGAAAACCAUCCUAGGAUGCUCCAGGCGCACAAGUAAUGCAGCCGUGAGGGCAGAAUUGGGGAUCCAAUCCCUACGGUCGGGAAGAGACGCGAGGAAGCUGACAUGGCAGUAUCGCAUGUGCGGGAUGGGAGAGGAGAGGUUGCCGAGAAUUGUAUGGGAGGCGAAGUGGGCAAACAAAAAGAGGGGUAGACAACCCACGGAAUGGGUCACGGUUGUAGAGGACAUAUGGAAGGGGCUCGACACGACGAAGAUGAAACGCUGA